GCCGAGAACGCCAUGACGGCGGCUCACCUUCAGGGGCCGCGGGGGCUGCCGGGAAACCGCGGCCUGCGACUGGGGGCGGGGAGACGCGGCUGGAAGAGAGGGCGGCCGACAGCUACUUCCGCUUCCGCCGAGGGGGAGGAGUUGCGUCUUGCUGUCAUGAGUCGCUUUAAGUUCAUCGAUAUUGGUAUCAACUUGACAGAUCCUAUGUUCAGAGGAAUUUAUAGGGGGGUUCAAAAGCAUCAAGAUGACUUACAGGAUGUAAUAGAGAGAGCUGUGCAGAUUGGUGUUAAAAAGUUUAUGAUUACAGGUGGAAAUCUCCAAGACAGUAAAGAUGCACUGCAUUUGGCACAAACAAAUGAGAUGUUUUUCAGUACAGUUGGAUGUCAUCCUACCAGAUGUGAUGAAUUUGAAAAGAAUAACCCUGAUCUUUACUUAAUGGAGUUGCUAAAUCUUGCUGAAAACAAUAAGGGAAAAGUUGUAGCAAUAGGGGAGUGUGGACUUGAUUUUGACCGACUGCAGUUUUGUCCCAAAGAUAUUCAGCUCAAAUAUUUUGAAAAACAGUUCGAACUGUCAGAACAAACAAAAUUACCUAUGUUUCUUCAUUGUCGAAACUCACAUGCUGAAUUUUUGGACAUAAUGAAAAGAAAUAGAGAUCGGUGUGUUGGUGGCGUG
Molecule: messenger RNA, 672 nt
Organism: Tupaia belangeri chinensis (Chinese tree shrew)
Lineage: Eukaryota; Metazoa; Chordata; Mammalia; Scandentia; Tupaiidae
Product: putative deoxyribonuclease TATDN1
Cellular component (GO): cytosol
Molecular function (GO): 3'-5'-DNA exonuclease activity
Source: RefSeq, a predicted model, not a curated record